AUGGCUAAGAAGAACAAGGCAAAGAAGAAGAACCAAAAGAUUGAGGAUGCCCCUCCUCCUCUUCUGCCUGAGCCAGAGCCUGCAGAGGUAGCUGCUCCCGAGGAGGUGAUAUCACCUUCUAUAGAAGCACAAAAGCACACUGCUCCCGUGGAGGAGACGCAAGAAAUCUCUCCUCCCGAGCCAAGUGAUACAGUGCUGGAGACAGUCGAUAUCAACCUAGGCGACAACAACCACGACGACGACGAACAACAACUAAAGCACCAAGUGCCACACGAGCUACAAGAAAUAGAAGAGCACCAAGAGCUACAUGAACCAGAAGAGCCGCAACAACCUGAAGACUGGAGCAUGAUUGCACCUCACGAACCAACUGUGCAAGACGACGAAUCGGCCUCAAUGAAGAACAAAAAGCAUUCACCCACUCAAUCAAUCAGUGGGAAGUCAUCCGGUACCGCACCGAGGAAUGACCCUAAGGACGAGGAAGAUACCUUUCAAGAUGCUAAAAAUGGAUCGGACGAAAUAGAGGAGAUUGUUGAUCCCGAAAACGCUCCAGAGAAGGCUCCUGAAGAUAUUCCCGAGGAACCUCAAGCCCAUACAGAGACACCAGCAGACGCUGAACAUGAAGAGCUCAAGUCAGUGCCAGUCGAAGCUUACCAGGUAAAAGAAGAUGACGAGGAUACUCCAGAACCCACAGAAGACGCGCCUGAAAACAAUGUAGAAGGGACACAAGAAGAACCUGAACACAGUCUUCCGGAAGAACCAGCUGAACUAACGGAAGCCAAAGAGCUACAGACAGAGGGGCAACAAGAAAUAGCGGAGGAAGCAAAAGAACAUUCAGAAGAAGAACAUCGAGACCACCAAGAAGAUGUUGUUCCAGAUAUACUCGACAAUAUGUCCUCAAAACACUCCAUUUCCGGAAUUUCUCACGCCGGACCAGCACCCCUACCAUCUCCCGUACCUAGUGAACCACGCUCUGUACACUCUCCAGUCAUACCACCCGAGCAUCCUCUCUCCCGCCAUGGCUCGCCGAUGAUGUAUCACACGUCACCACAAUACAGAUACACCAGUCCUGCAAUGCAAGCAUACAGCCCAUACAUGAUGGGCAUGCACGCCCCACAAAUGCAUCCAGGUAGUGUUGCUGCAUCUUCCGCCAGCUUCGCUACAGCCUAUCCUAAUGCCUAUCACUCCCCCAUGAUGGAACAUACACCCAUGGCAUCUCCUCAUAUGUAUCCCCGUCGCUCGAGCACAUAUGCCAAUGGUGCAAGAGACUAUUACAGCGGCAGAAUGGACCGUACAUUAUCCGGGGGAAGCGGGAACAGUCAUGCGCAUAGCCAGCGGAUGGAAAAGACAAAUAGUCAUAUCAACAAUGAGGAUGACCAUCAUGAACACCAUCAUCUCAUGGGUCGAGUUGAGAAAGCUAUGCCGGACCUCAGUCGCAUGUUGGACAGUUUCAAGGAUACUCGCAAUAAGCUGCAGGCUAGAGAGGCGGAAUUCAAGCAGCUACAAUCACAACAUGAACAAGCCAUUAUGCACAAGGAUUUUUAUAUUGAGGCGCUUCAGGGUCAGAUGAAGAAGGCUGCUACAGAGACGGCGGAAGAGUACGGCAAGUUCAAGGAUAUCAUCAGUGGUCUGCGGGUGGAUCUAUCAAAUCAGCAGGACAGAAUAAAGAAUAUACAGGGGUAUCUCGAUACAUUUCGGAAGCAGAAUGAGGAACUUGAGCAGGUAAAAUCGGAGCUUGAGUCGGAAAUUCAUACACUCGAGAAGAAGGUUGAAGAGAUGGAGAUGGAACACGAAAGGACUCUCGAAGAGGCGAAAGAACAUGAACGGGCCGAAUUGUCUAUGCAAAAGGAGGAAUUGACGAAUCUGUUCGAGGAAAUCAGAACCGAGGAUGAGACCGCCGCUAACGAACGAUACAACGAACGCGAAAAGGAACUUCUCGACGAGCAAGAGACCCUGAAGUCUUCUUGGGAAGAGAAACACCGCGAGUUGGAAGAAGCGCACAGUAACCUCCAGACCGAACAUGACGACAAACACGCUGAACUUGAGAGAACUCUUGCAGAUUUGGAAGCUGCGAAGAAUGAUUUACAGGCCGUUCGUGAUUCUUUUGUCAGCAAAUCCGAGGACUUGGAGACGAAAGAGAAGGAACUUGAGACGACCAAGACGGAACUAGAAGAGAAGUUGGAGGAGGUCAAGAAAGCGCAGGAUGAUGUUCACUACAAACAGGAGGAACUACUGGCCACCCAAGCCGAGUUACAGUCAACGCUUGAAGAGCUUGUGACCAAGAAGGCUGAGCUUGAAGCCAAACAUGCUGAGUUAGAAGAUACGCACAGGAAACAUGCCGAAGAGAACGGGCAGCUCAUUGGGUCUCACUUCUCCGAACUUGAUAACAUUCGUGACGUCCACGCAACAGAGAUCAAUGACUUGCGCAUCACACACGAAACCAACACAAAGGAUCUCCAAAGGCGCUUCGAUAAACUAUCCAAGGACUUUGACGAGAAAGAGAGAACAUGGGCAGCCGAGAAGACCAUGUUACAGCGACAACUUCACGAGAAAUUGGACGAAUUAGCAGGUAUUGAACGAGAGAAGGACGCCUUGGAACGAGAUGAUGUAGUCCGCGAAAGACACCUACAAUCCGCAGUCGAAGAGAUGCGCCGAACAAUCGACAAUAUGGAAAAUGACAGAGAGAAGCUGCGAAAGACAUUGCAGAGCCUGGGUGAGGCGACAGACUUGAAGUCAUCAAAGGGUGAUCAAUUCUUUGUCGACCAAUUCGGCCAACUCCAACGACUAAUCAUCGAUCUCUCCAAAGAGCACUUUUCCUACCUCCCCAUCGACCCACCAAAGGACAUCCUUGAAAAGAUUCCCUCUGAAAUGCCAUCCUUUCUUGACAACACAGUCGCGUCCCGCGAACUCCGAUCCGCCUACAUCCAACACGUUGUCUCCAAAACUCUGACAUACCGCAUCUUCCAACCUUUCCUCUUCACUCUUGGCCGCAGAUACGAUAAAGCCGAUACCUUCUUCCAGGUGUUGUCCAUGGAUAUUCGCCGCAAAUCCGUCCGCCGAGAAGCAUUUUGGAGACAGCAAACCCUCAAAGCAGCCUACACAACGUCGGACGCAAAGCAAUCCAUCAAUGUCGUGGCCGCUGUGAUUGUGGAUGAGAUUGUUGACCACAUCAAGCAUUUCGCGGACCCGAAGCAACUAGACGCAUUGUUGGGUGGGAUUAGACGGAUCGUCAAACUUGCGGCAGAGACCUGGAGACAUGCACGCGUUGAGAGGGAGCUUGUGCUUGCUACUAUGCCUGCGCCAGAGUCGGAUGGAGAGGUCAAUGAGGGUUGGGAAGAGUAUACCUGCGGCAGGGCUUUCCCCGAAUCCAGUCCUAGUGGAAGUGCUUCUCCUGGCGGUCGACAUGUCCUGCUACGAGUCUUCCCGCGUAUUUAUAGGGAGGCGGCGCAUGAAGACUUUAUUGCGGAUGACAAGGAGAAGAUGAAUGCCUGUGUUUAUUUCCCAGGUUCUAUUCUCUACUCUGAUUCUCCUUCAGUGCUUGCGAGGAGGGAAGAGCAGGGCCAGAAAGGGAGUGUGAAUGGCGAGACAGCACGUUCUUCGUCUCCCUAA
Talaromyces marneffei is the source of this 3606-nucleotide messenger RNA. RefSeq lists its product as uncharacterized. The transcript has 2 exons. The coding region runs from base 1 to 3606 and encodes 1201 amino acids. The record is from RefSeq and is a predicted model, not a curated record. Lineage: Eukaryota; Fungi; Ascomycota; Eurotiomycetes; Eurotiales; Trichocomaceae.